GCCACUUCUCUCUUCUCUUCUCCCUCUUCCCUUUUUCCUUCUUACACUGUCCCCUUGUUCAGUUCUUCCCACCUUAUCUACUAUCACACUAUCCACCAUGGCCGCCAGUCGGUCGUUGGCUCGCUCUCUCCCCGCUCUCCGCGCUGCUUCUCCCCGCACCGCGGUGGCCACUUCGUCCCUCAGAGUUGCUGCUGCGUCGGCAUCUCGUUCUCUGUCUUCGACGGGCUACUCGCCAUUGCGAGCAUCUCAGCGCACCUCGUCGUCACCCUCGUUGGUGGUGUCGCGGAGUCUCCAUGCCACCGCCAGACAGCUGACCCCCGCAACCACCUCCGCGGCUACCACCGCUACCGAAUACCCGACGACGCACGAGCGGAUCGCAAACCCUAUCGACACCGCCAAUUUCCUCGACAACGAGUUCCGCCCUUCCCAGGCCUCCACCUGGAUUGACCUGUACGACCCCGCCACCAACAACCUCGUCACCCGCGUACCCCAGAGUACCGAUGAGGAGCUCAAGGCCGCCGUCGACUCGGCCGAGAAGGCCUUCCCGGCCUGGAGGGCCACCAGCGUCAUGGCCCGACAGCAGAUCAUGUUCAAGUUCGUCAGCCUGAUCCGUGCCCACUGGGACCGCCUGGCUGCCUCCAUCACCCUCGAGCAGGGCAAGACCUUUGCCGAUGCCAAGGGAGAUGUCCUCCGUGGUCUGCAGGUCGCUGAGACCGCCUGUGGUAUCACCACCCAGCUCACUGGGGAAGUCCUGGAAGUCGCCAAGGAUAUGGAGACCCGCAGUUACCGUGAACCUUUGGGUGUUGUGGCCGCCAUCUGCCCCUUCAACUUCCCCGCCAUGAUUCCCCUAUGGUGCAUCCCCGUCGCGACCGUUACGGGUAACUGUCUCGUCAUGAAGCCGUCGGAGCGGGACCCCGGCGCUGCCAUGAUUCUGGCCGAACUGGCCAAGGAGGCCGGGUUCCCGCCGGGCGUCAUCAACAUCGUCCACGGAUCGGCCAAGACGGUCGACUUCAUCCUGGAUGACCCGGCCAUCAAGGCCAUCAGCUUCGUGGGUAGCAACCGCGCUGGCGAGUACAUCUACACGCGCGGAUCGGCCAACGGCAAGCGCGUGCAGGCCAACCUGGGCGCCAAGAACCACGCUGCCGUGCUGCCCGACUGCAACAAGAACCAGACGCUGAACGCCAUCGUUGGAGCGGCCUUUGGCGCUGCGGGCCAGCGCUGCAUGGCGCUCAGCACCGUGGUGUCCGUCGGCGAGACUAAGGACUGGCUGCCGGAGAUGGCGGAGCGGGCCAAGGCGCUCAGCGUCAACGGCGGCUUCGAGGAGGGUGCCGACCUGGGUCCGGUCAUCAGCCCGGAGAGCAAGAAGCGGAUCGAGGAUUUGAUCGCUUCGGCCGAGGAGGAGGGCGCUACUAUCCUGCUCGACGGUCGUGGCUACACGCCGGAGAACUACCCCAACGGGAACUUUAUCGGCCCCACCAUCAUCACGAACGUCACCCCGGAAAUGCGCUGCUACCGCGAAGAGAUCUUCGGCCCAGUCCUCGUCUGCGUCAACGUCGACACCCUCGAAGACGCCGUCGACCUCAUCAACGCCAACGAGUACGGCAACGGCGCCGCGAUCUUCACCAGCUCCGGCCCCACCGCAUCUCGCUUCCAGAAGGACAUCGAAGCCGGCCAGGUCGGCAUCAACGUGCCCAUUCCCGUCCCCCUCCCCAUGUUCUCCUUCACUGGCAACAAGAAGAGCAUCGCCGGCGGCGGCGCGAACACCUUCUACGGCAAGCCGGGCUUGCAGUUCUACACGCAGCAGAAGACGGUUACGAGUUUGUGGCGCGGGGAGGAUGCCGUGAGCACUAAGGCUCAUGUGAACAUGCCGACGCCGUCGUAAGCAUUUAGCUAGUGGUUGGGUUUGACUACAUGCUACUUACUGCUAACGAGUGAAUGCUGGUUUAGUUUGAGAUCUAGUUAGAAAAGUAAACUGGUUUUGAAUAAAUUGGCUUUCUUCCUCUAUUCUUUUGUUCUUUCUUUCUUUUUCUUUUUUCUUUUCUUUUCUUUUCUUUUUCUCCCUUUCUCGAAAAAAUGGAAUGCUACUUAUUACGUUUCAGUUGUCUCGGUAUGAGGCUGUGCAGACCGGGAUCGUCACCGUGCAGGAUGAUCGCCAUGUGAUCCUAUCUAUCCCACCCCGGCUAAAAAUGAGGGGAACACCUCCGUUCACCCGGAGAUCCUUGCAUGUAUGAUUUGAUGCUACGAUGGGCGUUGUUUUACGAUGUAUAUUGAUACUAUGAUGGAUGUCGUUCUACGAAGUAGAGGUUAACCCUCGAUAUAUCUGAUGGAACAAUAAAAAUAUCAUAGUUUCGUUUAUUCA
This is a messenger RNA of Aspergillus candidus, 2359 nucleotides long. Its product is annotated as CoA-acylating methylmalonate-semialdehyde dehydrogenase. The transcript is spliced from 3 exons. Gene Ontology annotation, biological process: L-valine catabolic process; thymine catabolic process. The record is from RefSeq and is a predicted model, not a curated record. Lineage: Eukaryota; Fungi; Ascomycota; Eurotiomycetes; Eurotiales; Aspergillaceae. Gene Ontology annotation, molecular function: methylmalonate-semialdehyde dehydrogenase (acylating, NAD+) activity; malonate-semialdehyde dehydrogenase (acetylating, [NAD(P)+]) activity. Gene Ontology annotation, cellular component: mitochondrion. The coding region runs from base 98 to 1882 and encodes 594 amino acids.